ACAAGAUGAAGUGAAGUAAAAAAAAACAUUGAAAGCGUCUGAACGUCAGAGCUUCAUCAUCUUCUUCUUCAUCAUCUUCUUCAGGAAGCCCAUACUCCUCCAACAUGUCUGAUACCCUGGUGGUCUGUGGUGUUGACGAAGAUCUGGUUGCAAAGCUGAAGGCGUUCCGUUUCCGGAAGGAGACCAAUAACGCUGCCAUCAUCAUGAAGAUUGAUAAAGAAAAGCAGCUUGUUAUUCUGGAGGAAGAGUACGAGGACAUUUCUCCUGAUGAUCUUGGGGGCGAAUUGCCGGAGAGGCAGCCAAGGUUUAUCGUCUACAGUUAUAAAUACGUACACGAUGAUGGACGCGUGUCUUAUCCCCUCUGCUUCAUCUUCUCCAGUCCAGUGGGUUGCAAGCCCGAGCAGCAGAUGAUGUACGCAGGAAGCAAACUCCAACUGGUCCAAACGGUUAAGAUGAGCAAGGUGUUUGAGAUCAGAAACACGGAGGACCUAACAGAGGAGUGGCUCAAGGAGAAACUUGGCUUCUUCGGCUAAAGUCUCCACCUCAUCCAGACGUCUGGGACGGGAGGAGGAUCGCACAACUCGUGUUCUUGGGGGGAAAACACACAACGGUUGAUGUUACGCUCCUCUUUGUCCGAGACCUGAGUUAAAUAGUGUUUGAAAAUCCUUCCUGUUGUCAGUUUUAGGCGGAGUUUGGUGGAGUUUACAGAAGAUUCAGAGUUUGUCUGAAGCGUCGAACAAUCGCAGAGAUUUUAACUAAACCUCACCCACCUGGCAGCCUGAAACUGAGAAUGCUAUUUGACGCAGGUCUGUUUUUGUCUCCCACACAAUCUCUCUCCAUGUGCCAGUUACGUGUCUGUGUUGAAUUAACGCUCCUCGCGCUCUUUUUAGUGAAAAGAAAUCCUCAUCUACACUUUCUAAGCCGAGACGUUCAUUCAGGAGAAUUUAAAGGCAUUUUAACAUAUUUUUCUAUUUCCUUUAGUCGUUCGUACUCUGAGUUUCCCCUUUUUAUCUUUAAUAAUUUGAUGGAGUCUUACGUUUUGAUUUUACUUCUGGUGUAUUUAGGGUUUACGCAAGCAGAUGGUUUAUAGCGUUCCUUUUCCUUUUGUUGUGAAAAACAAACUUCCUGCCAGAGCUUUACAACAUUCACAGCUACAGAACAACUCCUACGUUCUGUUGUCCUCAGUUGUUCCUUCAGUAUUCAUCUAAGGACAUUUAAACUUAUGAUUUAAGCAACAAACUUUCAUCGCUCCAGUCGACAGAAGUCAAUGAGAGGCAAUCCUGAGACCUCUGGUUAAUAUAUGAUGUGUUGUGACUUCUCUAGUGCACGUGAACUCGCUGACAGGGGCCCUGAAGUGAAGUGGUGCUCAUCACACUGAGUCCGUCAUCAAAACACUUCAUCUCCAAUCAAAAAGAGAAAAAACUGCGCUCUGCCUUUUUGACCUGCAUUUUGUUACGAUGACAUCACACUCCAGGAAACAAUGUUUCCUCCGAAAACAUUCCAGACUGAACCGUUCCUACAAACCGUCUCUCGUGACCACGACACACACAGCACACGGGGGGGCAUCACGUGUCUUUUGGGGAGAUUGUACGCUAACGUUGUGCAUUAUUGCGAUUACUGUUAUUUAGUGUUUAUGAAUGUUGUGCUUAUUUCGGAUGUUAAACCACUUUGAUCGCUACGUGGUGGUCGCAGCUUUGAGAAUGAUGGAUGUGACUUCUCCAAACGCCAGUUGGGCUUAAAAUUCAGCCUGGGAAGGUGAAGGACAGAAUCUGGACGAUUGACACUGUCCACACAGAACCGGGUUGGACCAAUACAUUGAUCUAUACUUUGUACCGAUCUUUAAAUUCUACAGUUACGCUUUUUGGUUGUGUUUAACCUGUAAUCUGUCAUAUUUGGGUUUUAAUUAAUCACAGGUUGAGGUUAAAAGCUCUAAUUUUUGAUUUCAGCAUAUUUCUUAAUCGAUGUGAUGGAGUAGACAGCUGUGGGAAUAAGGUGCAGGGUUUUCGAACCCCAGUAGAACAUGGGUCACUCUAUGUGGAGUUUUCUCCAACAGUCUGAAGACAUGCAGACUGGGGUUAGCUUAAUUGGAGACUCUAAAAAAAACAUAUUUGUAAAUGGUUGUUUGUCUGUGGAUGUUGGCCCUGUGUUACGCUGGGUGAACUCUGGCUCUUUCCCACCGUCACACGAUAUAGAUAAUGGAUCGAUGGAUUACACAGUUAAAAUAACUCAAAUGUGUCACUCUAUUGUAUAUUUUUUGCUAUUUUGAAGGCCCCAAAAUGUAUAAUUCUUCCCGUUUCCUGCUGAAUAUCCUCUCAAACUGCAUUCAGACUGGGGCGGCACAUUAAAAGGCUUUACCAAACUAAUACUCAUACUACUAGGAUUAGCAGCUCCUAACAGCAGUGAGCAGCACCACAUAGUUAAAAGCGGCUUAAAAUCAAAAUCUGUAAAGAAAAUGGAACUGAAUACGUAACUGAAUGGUUUUUAUGAUGGAGAAAUUACUCAUUCAGCAGAUUUCUUAAUAAAAGCUUAAUGUAUGCUCAGUGUAUUGGUCCAACCCGAAUAAAGUAAAAAUCAGCACAAAUGAAUUCUGCACGUUCCCUCGUCAGUGUCGUCUCACGUUGAGAAACGUUGCCGUCUACCAAACGGUUAAUGGAGCACUGUGGCAGAUUUAAAGCCCCAAGGCCGGAAACCACCACAUAAUGUACGAUGUCGUCCUGCUAGGUCGACCGAACCAAUGCCUUGUCUGACAUUUGUCAAAUCUAUGUCUGUUUUAAAAAAAAAACCAUGAGGCCAAAAUGUAAAACACGACAAAGACAGUUUGUUUUGUCAGAAUAUCCACGACUAUUGAAAAAGCUUUGUCGGUGACUUUCUUUUAUUAUUUUUUUUUUAACUUUCUGAUCUAUUAAGUAUGAGAUGUCGUUUUUUUGUGGGUUUUUUAAAGAUCAAACUCAAAGAUCUAAACGCACAAUAACACAGAUAUCAUGUUAAUCAUUGAGUGGUGUCAAAUGUCAGACGAUAAUCAUUUAUGAUUUACACGUCAGGCAAGGUUUCAUCCAACAGGCACAAUGGGAAAAGACUGUAACCACUUGUUUUUUCUGCCUAUGAAUAAUCUAUCAGUUUGAUAUCAUGCUGCUGUAGAGGAAUAAUAAUUCUGUUGACUGAAGUAUUACAGGCUCACUCGGAAGCAGCUUGUGUUUCACUUGAAAUGUGUACAAUGUACUGCUUUUCAACUUGAAUUAUAUAAAAACAAGUUAAGUUGUUCUGUUGUUAGGAAAAGAUUCUGAAAAAUUUGGAAAAUGUGGAGGGCUACUGUUUAAGAAGUGCAUGAUUUCAAUGUACGACCUUCUGACCUGUUCUGUUGCAUGCAUUCUUUCAGAGAGUUAAAUUAUUAACCUCAUUUGCUUUGACCGAAACAGUUGCAUCUCAAACAUCUGCUCCCAGCCUCAUUUUCUUAUCUAGAAUAUUCACACACCAACAACCCUCUUCUUCUUAAGAUUUUUAAUGAAGUGGGAAGUAACACUGGUGGCGCAUCAUAAACAACUUCCUCGAGUACAAAGUCUAUCGGAAAAAAAGAGUUCCCUCUGGUUUUGAGCCAUGUCCUGUGGAUCUAAGCUUUUCCUCCUCCAUCGUGAGCCGGUUUGAACAUAAAUGGCCUCUUGAGUCUUUUUCUGUAACCUGCAGAUGUGUUGUUGAGCUUUUGAUGUCUUCUCUUAACCGAUGCCUACUCUUCUACUUUCUUUCCAUUUUAAUAUAAAAACACCUGGACCAUGUAUGAUCAUGAUCAGCUGCAUAGCGGCAUCAGUGAUACUUGAGAUAUUUGUAUUUUCCCAUACGUUAUAAAAGUGUCUGUUGUCCCAUCGUCCAAAUAAAAUGACAGCGAUGUUAA
Molecule: messenger RNA, 3886 nt
Organism: Platichthys flesus (European flounder)
Lineage: Eukaryota; Metazoa; Chordata; Actinopteri; Pleuronectiformes; Pleuronectidae
Gene: gmfb
Product: glia maturation factor, beta
Exons: 7
Coding region: 105-533 (142 amino acids)
Biological process (GO): negative regulation of Arp2/3 complex-mediated actin nucleation; actin filament debranching
Cellular component (GO): actin cortical patch
Molecular function (GO): actin binding; Arp2/3 complex binding
Source: RefSeq, a predicted model, not a curated record